CCCGGAGGGCUGCGAACUAUUACUCCCGGCAGGCCUUGUGGCGGCCCCGGGUACACAAGCACUGGGGGCUGGGGGGCAGCCUGGGCCAACUUAGCUGUGGGACCUGUGGGACGCUGCGUGUGAUCCGGCGGUGGCUGGGCUGCCUCGCUUGACUACCGCACACAUUCAGACCGACUGACUGACUGGGUUCCUCAGGGUUCCCCGCACCCCAGUCCCAGCAUGGGCUGGCAAGUGGAGGGUUAGCGGGGACACAGCAGCCCAGGCAGAAUCUGGAAGAGGCCGGGGUCCGCGGCAGCCUCCCCGAGCAAGGGGGAUGGAAUGACAGGAACGCGACUGGUAGCCUCUGGGAGGGAAGGCAGGAUUCCGGCUCCGGAAGCCCGGAAUAUGACUCAAGACCUGCCUUUGCUUGCGGUGCAGGAGGCCCUGAGGAAGUGCUUUCCCGUGGUGGAGGAGCAGCAGGGCCUGUGGCAGAGCACUCUGCGGGACUGCCAGCCCCUCCUGGUCUCCCUCAGCAACCUGGCAGAACAGCUGCAGGCCGCGCAGAACCUGCGGUUUGAGGAUGUGCCGUCACUUCGGGCCUUCCCAGACUUACAGGAGCGGCUCAGGCGCAAGCAGCUGGAGGCUGGCGACACUGUCCUGGACAAGCUAGCGGAGAGGCUGGUCACCCUCCUCAAGGUGAGUGACACGGUCAGCAGCCACGUGGAGCGAGUAUUUGAGAUCUAUGAGCAGCAUGCAGACACAGUUGGCAUUGAUGCUGUCCUGCAGCGUUCAGUUGUGAGCCCCUCUGUGGCUGACAUGUUGGAAUGGUUGCAAGAUAUCGAGAGACAUUAUCGAAAUUCAUAUCCUUUGUACCUGAAGAGAAAGUACCUCCUCUCCUCAAUCCAGUGGGGAGACUUAGCAAACAUCCAAGCUUUGCCCACGGCCUGGGACCGAAUUUCAAAAGAUGAACCGCAAGACCUUGUACAAGAUAUCCUAUUGAAUGUUUCCUUCUUCCUGGAAGAGUAAGGAAGAUAUGUGUUUAUCUGGAGACCAGGGGCACCACAGUUGAAGACUGACAUUGCUGCACUCUGGUAUUUCUAAAGAAGUUCCAGUGUUUCAACCUGACAUAUUUGAAAUACCAAGCCUAGAACCUACGGACUGGGUCUCGGGAGGAUUGGUGCUCAAUGUCUCCAAUGUUGGAGCUUUUCCGUGCUAGCCCAUGACUGAGAGUACAUCGACCACCUCUUGAUCUUUUCUGAGGCUCAAGGAAGUGGAUGGAGGCAAAGAGAAAGCAGAGAGGAAAGGCGAAAUUGAGGAACAUGAUGCCUUGGUAUCUGUCAUAAGGCCCAAAACGGCAAGGAAAGAAAGCACAGGAGGUAGAGAGGCACUGCCAUUGUGUCAUACAAAGUGCUGAGUCUGGUUUACACCAGCUCCUGGUUUUGUGUAUUUGUGUCAGUGCCUGAAUCCUUGAUGAAUGAGAAAGUGGUUUUGCUGAUUUAAAUAUAUUAGGGUGAUAUUGGUGGAAAAUAAAAAAAUUUUGGCCAGUGGUGAUAGUCCCUCAUCAUCAAGCCAGUUUCUGUUUCCAGAGCCUGCCAGCAGGGGGAGGUGGUGCAGCAUGGAUUCUUCUGAUGCUUUGUCUCUGAAGAGUGGUCCCUUACUGCCGAUGCCCUCUUGGAGGAUGCAACUGGCAUUAGAUACCCAAAAUGACAGGUUUUUUGGCCAAAUUUGGCAUCUGACUCACCACAUUCCUCUGAGUGUGGUAUAGCUGCACGGGGCGGGGUGGGACGGGACCAGCCCUGAGUUAGGUGAUCAGGGUUACAUUUCUGAGCCCAGGGCCUUCGUCUGUGCAAUGGUUAAGUUACUUUCAGACCAUGCAGCUUUGCAGGAUGUUGGAGAAAUCUCAAUCAUGGGGGGGCGGGGCAAAAAAAAGGAAAAAUCUCAAUCAUUGAACAUAAAGGGGCUUAAUAAAGAGUAGGUAUUUUUAAAAUGAAAA
Messenger RNA from Microcebus murinus (gray mouse lemur), 1972 nucleotides. Lineage: Eukaryota; Metazoa; Chordata; Mammalia; Primates; Cheirogaleidae. The record is from RefSeq and is a predicted model, not a curated record.